Chrysoperla carnea is the source of this 1638-nucleotide messenger RNA. Its product is annotated as BTB/POZ domain-containing protein 6-like. Gene Ontology annotation, molecular function: protein binding. The coding region runs from base 546 to 1553 and encodes 335 amino acids. The transcript is spliced from 3 exons. Gene Ontology annotation, biological process: neurogenesis. Lineage: Eukaryota; Metazoa; Arthropoda; Insecta; Neuroptera; Chrysopidae. The record is from RefSeq and is a predicted model, not a curated record. Gene Ontology annotation, cellular component: cytosol.
ACGACGCACGUACAUACCGAAGAGUACCGAUUUCAACCGUACUGCAGAAGAGUCCUCAUCAUUUCAAUUUGUUACUGUUUUUGUUUAAAAAAAAAGUAUAAAUAAACAAUUUCAUAUAUAAAAUGGAUUGCAAAAUUAAGUGCUUCUAUUAAAUUGAUUUGAAUAUUUGAUGUGUUAAGACACACAACACGAGGUUAAAGAGAACGGACGUACAGCUGAAGGUGUUUGUUUAAAUGUUUUGUUUAUUUAUUAUUAUUUGUUGAUAUAUUGUGGUUUGUUGUUAAUAUUUGGAUUAUUUGUUGUUGGAUUUGGAUAGUGAAAUAUUUAGGAUAAAUUUUUAGACAAAUUUCAUCAAAGACUUUUUUUACCAAGUGUUUGGAUUUUUCUAAUAGUGCAAAUGUUGAAAAAUCGGUAUAAAGAUUUUGUUGAUUGUAUACAACAAAGCCAAGCUGAUAUUAUCUGAAAGCUUGGUAUUGACAACGUCUUGACGCCGUAGAACGCUUCGCCUUCAAGAAAAUCAAUUGUUGAACAAUAUACCAAUCAAAAUGGUGGUUGUCUGUAAUAAUGAAAAUGAAAACAACAGAGAAUGUGAACCCAUACUUACCGAUUAUGCAGCUUUAUUUGAUAACGAACAUGAUAGCGAUUGUACGUUUAUUGUGGGUCCCGCAGAUGGUGAUACAUGGAGAUUUCCAGGGCAUACACAAAUACUUAGUAAAAAUAAUGUACGAUUACGUGAAAUGUUGCGUAAUAUGCCGCCAUCUAGGACUAUUCAUAUAAACGAUGUUGAUAAACGUGGGUUUGAAUGCUUACUAAGAUGUUUGUAUCGACAAGAAAUAAAUUUCUUGAAAGUGGAAACAGCUUUAAAUGCAUUAAAAACUGGAUUCAAAUAUCAAUGUGUUUUACUAGUCGAGAAAAGUGUCAAAUAUAUUGAUUCAUGUAUGAAUAACACAAAUGUUUUGGAUAUAUUAAUUGAUAUUGGAUUACCAAUACAGAAUAUUCGAGAAGGUGAUUCUGAUUUAGCACAAAUUGAACGAUUUUAUCAUCAAUUACGACAUAAUUGUUUAAUAAUAAUUGAUAAAGAAGCAAGUAAAGUAUUAGAAAAUGAACGCUUUGAAGAUCUCACCCGUGAACAAGUUGAAUUUAUUUUACAACGUGAUAGUUUACAACCCGCACGAGAAUACGAUUGUUGGCGUGCCUUAGAACGAUGGUUAGAUCGUGAAUGUAAACGAUUACAAGUGGAAAAUACGAAUUCAAUGAAACGUAAAAUAUUAGGAAAUACGGAACGUGUUGUACGAUACUCAUUAAUGAAAAAACGUGAAUUUUUGGCAGGACCAUCACGUAUAUUAACUACAACCGAAUCAGAUGAAGUAUUCCGACAAAUAAAGAAUAAAGAACGUAAUUUACGGAACAGUCCUAUAGGACAACCAUUUCCAUUAAGUGAAACUUCGAAAAAACAUCGUAAAAGUUCGAAUUCAUCGAAUAAUUCUACCAAAGUUGCAGCAAAUCGAAUUUAUGAUUUUUGUUUGACGUGUUUAGUAUGUAUUUUCGAUUGAAGAAAAUACGUACCAAAUAUGAUACAGCUAAAUUUUAUACCAAAGAGUAUUUUUUUCGAAUAUAUUUUUUUAAUAAUGAAAAACU